AUGGCCUCGCAAAACACCCCCGAUACCUCGAAAGCCGUAAUAAUCGGCAUCUCAGGCCCCUCCUCCAGCGGUAAGACCACCCUCGCCCGCCUCCUCCAGCGCAUUUUCUCCGGCGUGCCCCUCAGCUCCGCCACCCUGCAUACCUUCAUCAUCCACGAAGACGACUUCUACUACCCAGAUGACCACUAUGACCCCAGAAUCCCAUACACAACAACCCCCUCCGGCCAAACAGUCCAAGACUGGGACACCGCCGCCGCAAUCGACACAGCCUUCCUCGCGCAAGCCCUAGCCUACGUACGGCAGCACGGAACCCUCCCGCCACGCCUGCAGAGCAAAGAGGACCAGAAUGAUGCGACAGACUCGGGCGUCCCGGAUGCCGUGGUCGCGGAUCUCCGGGAGCACGUCUCGCGCGCUCUGGCGGGUCUCAGGCACGCCCAUCCCGACGAUUGCGUUUCUGGAAGGGUUUUUGCUGUACUGUGCGCCGGGGGCGGACAGCCCCCUGCGGCCUGUGCAGGCGCAGAUUCAGCUCCCGCUGUUUUUGCCCGCGGGGUAUUCGGCUGUGAAGGCGCGAAGGGAGGGAAGAAGUGGGGAGUGGAAAGGGGGCAGGUGGAUCUUGAGGCGGAGGAUGAUCGGCCGCCGCAGAACUUCUGGGUUGAUCCGCCGGGAUAUGUGGACGAUGUUGUUUGGCCGCGGUAUGUGGAGGAUCAUAAGUGGUUGCUUGUGACGAGUGGGGAGGGAGAUCUGGUGACGAGGGUCGGGGAGGGAUUGGAUGUUAGAGAGGAUGCUGGGGUGAAGGUUGCGCCUGGGAAGGGGAAGGGUGGGAUGGAGGUUGUUUUGAAGUGGGCGGUUGGGGAGAUAUUGAGUUUUAUAGAGAGUGGAGGCUCGGAAUAA
Penicillium chermesinum is the source of this 891-nucleotide messenger RNA. Its product is annotated as ribosylnicotinamide kinase. Bases 1 to 891 code for a protein of 296 amino acids. The record is from RefSeq and is a predicted model, not a curated record. Gene Ontology annotation, molecular function: kinase activity; ATP binding. Lineage: Eukaryota; Fungi; Ascomycota; Eurotiomycetes; Eurotiales; Aspergillaceae. The transcript has 3 exons.